Messenger RNA from Owenia fusiformis, 1140 nucleotides. NCBI's taxonomy places the organism in Eukaryota, Metazoa, Annelida, Polychaeta, Sabellida, Oweniidae. The record is from the annotation of a GenBank genome assembly.
CAGGAAGGGAAUACAAGACAGGGGAAGAGAGUUACACUUGGUUGUUUAAGGGUGACAAGAGCUGGAAAUAUAAAAAUGAGGGUGGAGCACUGAAAUUGGUGACCGGGUAUCCAAGAUAUACCUACGUAGACUGGGGAUUACUGGGUAUAAGAGACAGGAGGUCAUCGGAGGGCAUAGAUUCUGCCUUUAUGUGGGGGAAUUCUGGCAAUGUUUAUUUCACAAGAGGUAACCAGUAUUGGAAGUAUAGCGGUGUAAUGAGAAGGAUGCUCAAUGGUUACCCAAAGUCAACCAGUAGGAUCAGCAUACUUAGACGAGCUGGAAUCACUGAGAUUGAUGCCGCCUUCCGAUGGGUCAACAAUAAAAUGUAUUUCUUCAAGGAUGGGCAGUACCACAGGUACGAACGAGGAAAUAGGAAUCUGGUUGGACCCAAGGACACUGGGAAAUUUUGGUUUGGAUGUCCUGAUGAGUAAAUGGUGAAAUCCAACUGCAAGGACAAAAUUUACGUUUGAAAAGUUGAAGCAUAAUCAGUGACAUUCAUGAGCUAGCUAUGACAAACAAUACAGUAUAUGACAAUAUUCAGUAUUCACAAAAUGGUCAUAUAUUGAACAACUCAAAACACACAAAUUAGUUCGCUCUUGCUAUUUCAGUUUGCGUGAUUGUACACCAAGGAACAAUUCAAUGACUUAUUACAUGGUGAGACACCUUGCUAACAGCUAUAUCAGUGGACUAUUACAUUAUAUGAACAUGUGUGCAUCCAGUAUUUGAAUAAAUUGUUUAGGACUAUUUCACUUAAGAUAAGGGAGUUGCUUUACAGCUGAACGAAUAGAUGGCACAACUUGUUUUGAUUUGUUUUGGUUGGGCCAUAGGCUUCAAUGUUAAAAACGUGUAUAGUCACUUAAUCUUUUAAUUUAUCAAAAAAUAUUGUUUGAAUCUGUCUAAAAGUCGAAUAGCAUACUAUGGGAUGACCCUGUUGAUGUACAUUGUAAUAAUCAUGAAAUAUUUGGUUGUCUAACGAAUAAACCAACGUUUAAAAUAAUUUUAACAUGGCAUCAAUGGAUAUAUGGCCCACGUUUUCUUUAAAAAGUUGGAAAGCUCAUUGGAAUUUCAUAACUGAAUAAAUCAAAGGUAUUUUUGUUGAAA